Molecule: messenger RNA, 255 nt
Organism: Ceutorhynchus assimilis (cabbage seed weevil)
Lineage: Eukaryota; Metazoa; Arthropoda; Insecta; Coleoptera; Curculionidae
Source: the annotation of a GenBank genome assembly
AUGGCCCAAAACUAUAAACGGAAAAAUACUGAAACUGGAACUAAGCUCAAGAUAGCAACCUGGAACGUAGGAACGUUACAGGACAAUCCAAAAAAUGUGUGCCCAGAAUGGGAAACAGCUAUUGUAGCUCGCGAGCUUAAGAGAUGCAACAUAGAUAUUGCUGGUUUGAGCGAGACUAGAUUUGCUGACGAAGGCGUCGAUUUCGCAAUAAGAAACUCUUCGGUGAAAGAACUUCCUUCCUGGAGGUAUUACUGA